CAUAUGAGGAAAUGUAUAUUUUGCUAACACACCACCCGAACCAGAAAUAUCUCAUUCUGUCCAUGUGAGGGCUGAUAUUAACUUCAACUCAUUCCACAGAUUAUCACUUACCGUACAAAACAUAUAAAAAAAAUUGAGUGGUGAGGGGAAAACAACCAUUUUCACUCAAUAUCAGAAACAGUUUACAGCAGUAUAGCAAGGGGGGACCUUAUUGGAUACCAAGGUGGAGCUUAAUUUUGUUCGUCACACAUUGGGAUGUACCUGUCAAUGAUAGCUGCUUCAACUGGUAGACUUCAGUGUAGUUAUUUGUCUCUAUCUGAGUGACUGGAUACACCAUGGCUCUCUGCUGGGUCUAUUGGAUGGCUGGACUUUCUGUCAUUCAGACCUGGGCAACACCAGCAGGUGGGUACCAGUUCCAGGGGAUAGUUGACUGUGAAUAUGAUGACACCAUUGACAAUAUGAUCUACUUUGUGAAAAACAUAUUCAACCAAAAAUUGACCACCAUCUAUGACUCCAGGGUUCAGAAGUAUGUGGGUUUUGGGGAGUUUGGCAUACGCAAUGCAGAUCGCUACAACAGCCAAGCUUGGAAAAUGGCUAUAAGGAAAGCAGAAGUGGAGACUAUUUGCCGAUACAGUGCAAGAUUCUUCAAACUGAGCACUUUGGAAAGAAUAGUGCCUCCCAUUGUCAAAGUCCGCCUGACCAAGCCCUCUCGCUACGGGGAGCUGUCCAUGCUGGAGUGCAGCGUUCUAGGCUUCUACCCUCAGGAGGUGAGGGUGAGCUGGCUGAGAGACGGGCUGGAGACCACCACAGCCGUGACCUCCACUGACACACUGGCUAACGGGGACUGGAGCUACCAGCUCCACUCCUACCUAGAGUUCAGGCCUCAGAGAGGGGAGAGUGUAAGCUGCACGGUUGAGCACCCCAGCCUAGAUGAACCACUGGAGGUGGUCUGGGAUACCUCAGGCCUGGAUGCUAAAUGGUUUAAAAUGGCAAUAGGGGUGUGUUCCCUUUUCAUUGGUGUAGCCAUGGCUAUUGGAGGAGGAGUUUACUACUGGUGGAAGAACAGGUAAGUCACAACAUUAUCACACAAUGGACAGAGAUUUUAUGUAUGUAUUGUAUUUUCGAUUUCAAGAAGUUUCAUAAUGUAGACAUAUUUUACUGUUUCAGGUCAGGCUUUAGGCGUGUGAAUAGAUAAGGCUAAGGCAUUUUUCUAUAUUGUGUUUGACAUAUUUUGCAAAAAAAUACAGUGUGUGCAAAUGAGGUAAGAUUAGGGAGGUAAGGCAAUAAAUAGGCCGUAGUGGCGAAGUAAUUACAAUUUACAGCUUCAGUGAUUUUUGCACUUCGUU
Molecule: messenger RNA, 1346 nt
Organism: Salmo salar (Atlantic salmon)
Lineage: Eukaryota; Metazoa; Chordata; Actinopteri; Salmoniformes; Salmonidae
Source: RefSeq, a predicted model, not a curated record